AUGGGAUUGAUCAAUGUGCAAACCAUCGUCGCUUGUACCGGCGCGAUAUUGGCAUUUUGCCUCAUUGUCAUAAGGAACUCGUCUGGGCUGGUCACCUACUACAUUAUCUACGGGUUUUCCGCUGGCGCCUUCAUGGGCUUACCGGCCGCCGGCGUAGUGAACCUCUCAGCAGACGAGAGCAAGAUUGGUGCCCGGCUGGGGAUGUCCUUGGCCGUUGUGGGAUGCGGUGUCCUCGUGAGUAACCCCAUUGCAGGGGCUAUUCUGGGCGGCAGAGGCGGCUGGGUUGGGCUUAUUGUGUGGUGUGGCGCGUUGCUUAUGGCUUCGUUUAUUAGCAUGGCUGCGACGCGAAUUGCUGUGGAUUUGAAGCUAUUUAAGCACAUCAUUCAAGAAGGGCAUGUCACAUCGGCCAGGUUGGUGGAGCUAUCUGGAGCUAUUCUACGUCCUCUGGCAGCAGCAGUGCAUUUAGUUGAAGAAGUCGAUUCAAGAACAUGGAAAGCGACACGGGUCACAGAAGCCAUGACGACCGAAGAAGAAAUUACAGCUGGCCAUCGAAUGAUACCACUUUCGAAUGAAUUGUUUCUUCUCCAUCCUUGCGCAGAGACUUCAAUAUGUUCAUGGCCAACACAAUGGGUGCGCGGAAGUACUGGGUUGAUUGGCAGAGCAGAGCCAGAUUCUGGACGGCACAGCUACAGACAGGGCCCUAAUUGUGGAUGUGCAAGGGUCUACUUCUAUCACCACAUCCUCCACGACUGGUCAGAUUCUUACUGCCUCGAGAUUCUUGAAAAUGCCACAGCGGCAGUGACACCAGGCUACUCGAAGCUCCUUAUACAUGAGAUGGUUGUGCCGGGAACAAGAGGCAUCGCAGUUCCAGGCACAAUUAGAUAUGACAAUGAUGGCUUUCAACUCCGGCAUGGAGCGCACGGCACAGCAGUGACGUGAACUGUUGGAGAAGGCUGGGCUUACGGUGGUUAAGUUGUGCGACCCGAUCGAUGAGGGUGGUGAUGGAAUCGUUGAGGCGAUGAAGAUAUAGAUAUUGGAUCUUACGCAUGAAUGUUAGCCUGUUUCCCAUAAGGGACUAAGCUGGGAUCAAUGAAGUCUGAUGCGCGGCCUGAGAUUGUGCUUUAAAUCUCCUGAGGAGCAUAGCAAUGUUUUCCUCCGGAUAUCCUCUGGUAUCAAAAUAACAUAACGGUCGACGAUGGAUGGUAUAGUUAAACCCGGACGCUUACCUCCUACCCCAUACCCCGUAGACCUUGUGACCGACGACCAGCUGAAUUGUUUCCGGCAACUUAACUCGCAAUUGCUCGGUGAAUUUUAGUUACUGUCAACAUAUCCAUCUUGACGGGAUAUCGGCUCAAAAAGCGGUGUGCCAUCGAUUGCCCUUCCGUCGUCAGCGAAGCCAAUCGAAAAAUCGACUCAAAAUGAACUAAAUGGAAAUGUACAAUCACCAGCUGUUCCGAACCGAUGGUUUUUCCUAGCUACCAUAUCGAACUCCCCUCCAAUCGAGCUCGAUAUUCCAGAACCAAACCUGCUAAUAAAAGGACGGAUCGGUAGUUUGCACGCAUGCAUGCAGGUCAACCUUGUCCCAUUCGUUUCUGUGCUGAAUUUGAAUUCUUUCGAGUAUCCGUACCCCGUUUUUUUUCCUUUGCUUUCCCUCGCUGGUAUUCAGUAUAUUUAGCUAUUUAGCUUGGUGCAAAAAUCUCCCCGAGGUAGGAAAUCAGAUCAGAGUUUUCACCCUCGCGAAAAGCUGUGGCAUUUUUGUCAACAUUAUUUCCAUAUAUCCUGGAAGUUAUUAUGUACAUACCUAUUAGUUACAUACAUCCCCAUGCGAACCAGCAGCGAAAGGAAGAAGAAUAAAGAAGAAGAAAAGAAAAGGAAAUGAGAAAAAAUAAAAGGGUCAGAAGGCUCCUGAACUCCGCAGCCAGAUCUCAUUCAAAUGAUAGACAUGAUAAAAGCAUCUUACCCCACACAAUCCAUUACGCCGUGACGUCGUCCCCCGCUGCCUAAGACAAACUAAAAAAAAAAUAUAAAAAGACUUGAAACGAAAGACCUAAGCCUGACUUAACCAACCGCACUUUCACCUUCACUCAGCCUUAUCCAACCGCGCCCGCCGAAUGCCUCGCACUCCUCCUCCUCCCCUGCCCCUGUCCACUACCACUAUUACCAGCGGCACCUGCACCGCCCCUGCCCCUUGCCCUCCUACUCCCCCUCCUACCACCAUCGCUACCACCCACAGCAGCCACAGCAGCCACAGCAGCCGAUGGAGACGCAGUGACGGAUCCAGGCAAAGCGACCGACCCAUACCCCUCAUCCCCAGCGCCUUGAUUCCGCCAUCCGCCAUCGACUUCCAGAAUAUCAACUACGGGCAGGCGUGAUUCGAUUGGUAAAGGAUAGGUUGAGCCUGUCGUCAUGGUUGCAGCUGGAAGGGGGAAUUGAGUAUGCGUAGGAUCUGUGGAUGUGGCUGCUUUUCCCUUGCCCUUGGCUUUACUAGCGGCAGCCUGAGAUGUAGACGACGUCUUUUUAGGUCCUAGGAUUUUCUCCUGCAGGGCGAAGGCGUGUACGUAGUUUUGUGGCAUGCUGAGGCCUAUGUAAUGGUGUUGGAAGCGGCGGCGGGUUUCGGGGAUUGUCUUUUCGGUUUAAAAACGGACGGCACAAAGGUUCCAAGGUUAGCAUAGCAAGAUUUUUUAUGUUGUUGCAUAUUGCACCAAUAACAUAACGUAUUGUAGAGAUAAUUCCAUAAGAAUAUUUGUAAAUCCCAUCGUAUCCAGCCAAGUAUGUAAACCCGCAAAUGGGCAAGACAGAACAAUACGAACCUCAUAAUUGGCCACGGCAUGGUUCAAUAACAGCUCCUGGUCUGUCAACACGCUGAGAGCAGCAUGGCGACGUUCGCG
Molecule: messenger RNA, 2888 nt
Organism: Blastomyces dermatitidis ER-3
Lineage: Eukaryota; Fungi; Ascomycota; Eurotiomycetes; Onygenales; Ajellomycetaceae
Exons: 4
Coding region: 1-939 (312 amino acids)
Molecular function (GO): O-methyltransferase activity
Source: RefSeq, a predicted model, not a curated record